Messenger RNA from Cryptomeria japonica (Japanese cedar), 947 nucleotides. RefSeq lists its product as uncharacterized. Bases 193 to 621 code for a protein of 142 amino acids. NCBI's taxonomy places the organism in Eukaryota, Viridiplantae, Streptophyta, Pinopsida, Cupressales, Cupressaceae. The transcript has 2 exons. The record is from RefSeq and is a predicted model, not a curated record.
UUUAUUUGUUCCAUUCCGUACCCCACGUGGUUGCUCUCGAUUUAGGCUUCUCUUCAUUCACACUUUCAUUUCAACUGUUCUCCAAAUGGUGGAGAUGUGAACGUAAAUCCCCAGAUAAAAAACUACCACAUAUCUGUUGUUAUUCCAUUUCUGUCACUAUUAAAGAACUGAGUAGUGCAAUCCAAAUCAGCCAUGAAAACGGCCACAACUUUCCGCGAUGAUCCGAAACAGCAAAAGGCCGACGCUAUUUUACUUUCGAAAGAUUGCGUGACCUACCAGGAAAUGAUUUGGAAUUUUCGAUACUGCCGUUAUUUUAAGAUAUGCUGGAUCUGUGCGCGGUUCAUUCCAGAGAGCUUUUGGCAAAUUAGGGUUUCGGAAAUGAAGAAGGAACGAGUCUACUGGAACGGAUAUUUGAUUACCAGAGAUCCUCAGACUCACAAAAUCCAGAUAAUUAGGGAUUUCCCACCUCCACCAAGGCGGGGGAAUGUUAAAAGGGGCAUUUUUAAUUCCUUGGUUGCGGGAACGACUGCCGUUGUCUCAGACGUUUUCUGCUACCAUCGUCGCUGCAGCUUCUGCUUAUCGCGCAAUUCCAUGACCUACUUGUCUGCAGGUACUCCAUGAAUGGGAAACGUGUUCUGGUACUACAGGCUUGGGGAUUUUGGGCUCCUUGGGCGUAAGGGGUUUUGUUAUGUAGUUUUACAAUUGUGUGAUUGGAACUUGGGUUGCAGGGUUUGUUUUAUAGCUGUACAACUGUGUGAGUUGCGGGACUGGAACUUGGGUUGCAGGGGUUUGUUUUGUAGCUGUGCUGCCGUGUGAGUUGUGAGACUUGAACCUGGGUUGCAGGGGUUGUACGGUUCUCUGUGUGGGGCUGGAAUUUGGGUUGCAGGGAAAUGUUUUACUGUUCGAUCGUUGUUUGAUUCGAAGUAUUUUACCGUAUUUUAUGUUCA